This is a messenger RNA of Astrephomene gubernaculifera, 3967 nucleotides long. The record is from the annotation of a GenBank genome assembly. Lineage: Eukaryota; Viridiplantae; Chlorophyta; Chlorophyceae; Chlamydomonadales; Astrephomenaceae.
ACUGCGGCACCUUUUCUUAAAUGUGUGGUGGUAUUUCGUGUAGGCGUUAGUUCACGGUUAAGUCGUUCUAAUAUCUUUACAGACUCGAAUCCGAUCGGUUGGAACGACUCUUAGGGGAGUGACCUUCGCGCUUUCUUGACCUUCUUCAGCUGGCUGUGUGGCCGGUUACAAGUUAAUAGCUUACAAGGAUGGCGAACUCCGUGGAGAAGAGCUGCACCAUGCUGGUGUACAAUGAUAAGCAGGCGUCCGCAACAGAGAUUAAGGAGGCGCUGGAAGGCAACGACCCUCUCGCAAAGCAGGCAGCAAUGAAGAAGGCCGUCUCGCUGCUGCUAGCGGGCGAGCAGCUGCCGCAGCUCUUCAUUACCAUUGUGCGCUAUGUCCUGCCCUCCGAGGACCACACCGUGCAAAAGCUAUUGUUGCUUUACCUGGAAGCGAUUGAGAAGACGGACUCCACUGGCAAGCUCCUGCCGGAAAUGAUCCUCAUUUGCCAGAACCUGCGGAACAACCUGCAGCACCCGAACGAGUACAUCCGUGGCGUUACGCUCAGGUUCCUGUGCCGCAUCAAGGAGGAGGAGAUCUUGGAGCCGCUGGUGCCCUCCAUCCUAGCCAACCUGGAGCACCGCCAUUCGUACGUGCGCCGCAACGCAGUGCUGGCCAUCAACUCAAUCUACAAGCUUCCAAAGGGUGAGCUGCUGCUGGCGGAUGCGCCGGAGACCAUUGAGCGGUUGCUAAGGCAGGAGCAGGACCUCUCCACGCGGCGCAACUGCCUGGCCAUGCUGACCAACCAUGCCACCGACCGCGCAAUCCGCUACCUGCUGGACUCGGCGGACCAGCUGGGCACCUGGGGGGACCUGCUGCAGCUGUCGGCACUGGACCUCAUUCGGAAGGCUUGCCGCUCCUCCCCCGCCGACAAGGGCAAGUUCAUCAAGACCAUCCUGGUGCUGCUGCAGUCGCCCUCGCCCGCCGUCAUGUAUGAGUGCGCCGUGACGCUCACCUCGCUCUCCUCCGCGCCCUCCGCCGUGCGCGCCGCCGCCAACUGCUUCUGCUCGCUGCUGGUCAGCCACUCUGACAACAACGUGAAGCUCAUCGUGCUGGACCGGCUGCAGGAGCUCAAGGAGAAGCACCGGGAGGUGAUGACGGACAUGGUGAUGGACACGCUGCGCGCGCUGGCCUCCCCAUCGCUGGACAUCCGCAAGAAGACGCUGGACAUCUCCCUGGAGCUUAUCACGGCUCGCAACAUUGACGAGGUCAUCUCGGUCCUGAAGAAGGAGGUCGUUAAGACACAGAACAAGGAGUACGACAAGGCGGGCGAGUACCGCCAGAUGCUGGUUCAGGCCAUCCACUCGUGCGCCGUCAAGUUCCCCGAAGUGGCUGGCAACGUGGUGCACGUGCUCAUGGACUUCCUGGGAGACUCCAACACCGCCUCUGCCCUGGACGUCAUCUUCUUUGUGCGGGAGAUCAUGGAGACCAACGCGCGCCUGCGGCCCAGCGUCCUUGAGCGCCUGCACACCGUAUUCUACCAGAUCCGUUCCUCCCGCGUGGUGAGCUGCGCGCUGUGGAUUAUGGGCGAGUACUGCGCCUCAACGCCCGAGAUCCUGGCGGCGCUUGCCACCCUCAAGGAGUCUCUGGGGCCGGUGCCAUUCCUGGUCGAGGGAGCGGAGGGUGAGGAGGCUGCUGCCGGCGGCUCCGCGGGUGGCGCCCCCGGGGGCUCGUCCUCCGCUGGCCCCGCAGCGGUGGGCUCCAAGCGGCCCGCGGUGCUGGCGGAUGGCACGUACGCUACUCAGGUAGCGGUUGCCGAGCUGCCCUCCGCCGCCUCCGCCCCAGCCACCGGCGCCGGCUCGGGCCCCAACCUGCGCACGCUGCUGCUGGCCGGGGACUUCUUCCUGGGUGGCGUGGUGGCGGGCACGCAGGUGAAGCUGCUGCUGCGGCUGGCAGGCCUGAAGGAGGUGCCAGCUGCACAACUGAACGCUCGGUUCGCCGAGGCCAUGCAGUACGUGGUGGCCGCUCUGCGGCUGGGCGAGAGCGCCGGCGCCACCCCCACCCCCAUGGACGCAGACAGCCGCGACCGCAUGAUGCUGUGCCUGCGCGUGCUGGCAGGGCAGGACAGCUGGUCCAACUCGGUGUGGCUCGAGGACUGCCGCCGCGCCUUCUCCAGCCUCACCAGCGAGAAGCAGCGCGAGAUCAGCGCCCGCACAGCCCGGGAGGAGGCGCGCGCAGCGGUGCAGCCGGACGACCUCAUUGACUUCCAGGUUCUUAAGAACCGCAAGGGUCUGUCGCAGCUCGAGGUCGAGGACGAGGUCACCAGCGACCUGGCUCGCGCCACCGGCUACACCGAGGCCGCCGCUGCCGCCUCCUCGCGCCUGAACCGCGUGCUGCAGCUGACCGGUCUGUCGGACCCCGUGUACGCUGAGGCGGUCGUAACUGUACACCAGUACGACAUUGUGCUGGACGUGACCGUUACCAACCGGACGUCUGAGACCAUGCAGGCGCUAUGUCUGGAGCUGGCCACCAUGGGCGACCUCAAGCUGGUGGAGCGCCCGCAGAAUUACACGCUGGCGCCGGGGGACACCAAGCUCAUCCGCGCGAACAUCAAGGUUUCCUCCACCGAAACGGGGGUCAUCUUCGGCAACAUCGUGUACGAGGGCACCGGGUACGCGGAGCGGUCCGUGGUGGUGCUCAACGACAUCCACAUCGACAUCAUGGACUACAUCAGCCCCGCCUUCUGCCCGGAUGUGCAGUUCCGCAACAUGUGGGCCGAGUUUGAGUGGGAGAACAAGGUUGCGGUGGCCACUACCUUCAGCGACGUCGCGCCCUUCCUGCAACACAUUGUGGCGACAACCAACAUGAAGUGCCUUACACCGCCAAGCGCGCUGGAAGGCGAGUGCGGCUACCUGGCUGCCAACCUGUACGCCAAGAGUGUGUUCGGGGAGGAUGCGUUGGUCAACGUCAGUGUGGAGAAAACUUUGCCCGCAGCGGGUGGCGAGGCCGGGCGGCUGGUGGGCUAUAUCCGCAUCCGCUCCAAGACGCAGGGCAUUGCGCUCAGCCUGGGGGAUAAGAUCACGCUCAUGCAGAAGGUGCCCGUACCCACCACUACUGCGGCGGCGUGAGCAGGGGGUUGGCAUAGCGUAUCUGCAUGCACCACUUAAAGCGUGUGUGAGCACUUUGUGGCAAGAGCCGCUGCGCGAGCAUGAUAGCUGCGACGACACCCACGGCAACCGGGAGAAAAGCGAUGUACUCACGUUUGUGGAGCAUGGGACUAGUGGCGGGCGAUGAUGUGAGGGCGGUGGAAGGUUGGUUCGGAAUGCCCUUCUGAGGCAGCGAUAUGUGGACAACAAGGGUCCAGGUAAGGGUCCAGGAAGAGGAAGAAGAGCGGGGCCGUGUUAGUGGGGAUAACGGCCCUCGUUUUGGUGGAGAAUGUUGGGGUUUUGGCAACGAACAUUGCAAGGAAGGAAGACGACGGGGGUAGUCGCAUGUGAGGUGCGGUUGAGGGGACAAUGACUAAAACGCUAACUUGUUCAUAUGCGGAUUUAGAGGCGAGGAGUUAACACUCUUAGAUGCCGGGUGGCACAUGCCGGAACAUCGCUGAUGGUAGGGCGGCAGUCGAAUUGGUUUGCUUGCUGGCCGGCAACAAUACAUACGACAGGUGGAGCCAAGGGAGUACAAAUGCAGGGCGUGUGCGUGAUUCGAGUAGGGUUUUCACGACCUCCUAGGAAGAUAGCUAAACAAGGUGGUUCCAUAAAGGCAUGAGGAGGAACAGCCGCUCUGAUUGGCGGGUAAUCGUCACGGAGGCGGCGACGUGCUCCCAGAGGCGCUACGGGUAAGAGUGCGUUAAAUGGUGGGCUGGGUACCGGUAUAGGGUUGGGGCCAAGGGGCUGCAGUCACGGGUAUGAGACCUGCGGACAAUACGUAAGGGGAAACAGUUACUGGUAUAUACAUGCGUUUUGGCCCUAGGUGCAUUUGAAGGGGA